AUGAAACGGCCUUCAACGCCAGUACGUCGUCGCCUACGCUCCGGCAGGGAGUCUACCGUUCUUUCCAAGAGCGUGGACAUUGAUGAGCAGCGCACUCCGAGACCGUCAGAUUUUCAACGGACCUCCAGUAGUCCGACCAUCGGCCGUCACAGGGUCCAGCGUCAGCGUAGACUCUUCGAGAUUAGCAGUAGCACGCCUACCUCCCUGAACAUCUCUACUUCGGUUUUUCGUAAUACCCCACACCGACCAAUUCGUCGCGCGAGUUCCGGUGGAGGUGUUUUACACACUCGUGCCCUGCACAGAACGUCGUCUCCUCUACCUAUUACCGUUCCAACAACUGCCCAAACGUCUUUGACGAGAAUGGCCUCUCCUACGAGUGCGUCGUCGAAAGACAUUGCAGAUAUCUCUGGUCAGAAUGAUUUGGAUUUAAUUGAGCAGGUUCAUGAGUUACAGAAUAGGGUUGCAACCUUGGAACAUGAGAAUUCUCUCUUGUCUCUUCAGCUUACAGCUGACAAAGAUGAGAAAGAUCCCCUCUCUUCCAGCCAGCAAGAUUCUUCAGUUUACAAAGAAGAUUAUAAUUAUUUUAAGCACAAGAUUUCCGAGCUUGAGACCUCAAACGUUGAGAAGCAGACUGAACUUGAGUCCAUAUCUCGAAAACUACUUGAUGCUACCGAAGACUCCAAUGAGAAGCAAAAACUGUACUGUGACUCGCAAAAGCGCAUCGAUGAUGUCGCUAAGCAAUUUGAGCAGAACGUACAGCUUUGA
Schizosaccharomyces japonicus yFS275 is the source of this 765-nucleotide messenger RNA. RefSeq lists its product as hypothetical. Lineage: Eukaryota; Fungi; Ascomycota; Schizosaccharomycetes; Schizosaccharomycetales; Schizosaccharomycetaceae. The coding region runs from base 1 to 765 and encodes 254 amino acids. The transcript has 2 exons. The record is from RefSeq and is a predicted model, not a curated record.